AUGUCCGCUCUUCCGAAAAAUUACAUUCAACGACGAAUGGAUUUGCAAUCGGUUUCUCCUCUUUCAGUCGAGGUUGCGAGUAUGGAGUCACAACAAGUUAGUGGAGCCGAAGGAAGGCGAAUUAUGGGCCAAGAGUGGAGAUUGAAAAGUCGCAAAGAGGGGAAGAGGGCGGAACAGCAGGGGGAAUUUGCGGAUAUAGAGCUUGAAAGUGGGCAAAAUCUCCCCCCAUGUCAUGUAUAUCUGUUGGUCAGCUGA
Messenger RNA from Sclerotinia sclerotiorum 1980 UF-70, 255 nucleotides. RefSeq lists its product with no specific name. Bases 1 to 255 code for a protein of 84 amino acids. The transcript has 2 exons. The record is from RefSeq and is a predicted model, not a curated record. NCBI's taxonomy places the organism in Eukaryota, Fungi, Ascomycota, Leotiomycetes, Helotiales, Sclerotiniaceae.